CGUGUGUGUGUCUUGUUUGUGAUAUUGUCAAAGUGUCAACCAUCCAUUGUUGCUAAUAAAGAGAUCCCUACGAAGCUUCCUCCUUCUUCACCACUUUCCCUUUUUCACUUUUUUCAUCCUUCAACACUAACCCCCCAUUUUUAUACACCUAAUCCACACCCCCCAUUUUUCAUUAAUUCUUGUUUCUUGUGUUCACUAAACACACUCUCACUUUGCAGCAGAAGAAGCUCCUUCACUUGUUUCUCUCAGUGUUUGCUUCAAAUUGGUGGUCAAUGGAACAUAGUUUGAAAAGAAAGGCUCCAGAAAAUGGAGACAAUCUACUCUUUGACAGCUUUUCGCUCGAUGACCUGAAUGAAGAUCUCUUUGAAAGGGUACUUUCGUGGUUACCGACUUCUAGUUUCUUUCGCCUUACUUCUGUGUGCAAAAGAUGGAAAUCAGCUGCUGCUUCUGUGAGUUUCAAGCUUGCCUGCUCACACAUCCCUUCUAGGGAUCCUUGGUUUUUCAUGGUUGCUCCGAGUCUCAACCAAUCUGUCAUCUUUGACUCUGCUGAAAACGGUUGGAAAAGAAUCAAUCAUCCAAAUCUUCUGCUCGAAGAUUCCAACCAAAGUUCCAUUCCUGUUGCAGCCUCUGGUGGUCUUGUUUGCUACCGCACAUUGUCCGGAAACUUCAUUGUGUCUAAUCCCGUGACCGGAUCUUGUUGCAAACUCCCUCCAUUGAAUUUCACCUCGGAAAAUCAGUCUCUCAAUGCCGUUGUUAUGAGUUCGGCUUUCAGUGAUCCAAUAUCCUACAAGAUUGUAUUAGUCUUUGGUGAACUCCCAAAUCUUUCGUUUAAAGUCUACAACUCGAGCUCUGCCUGUUGGGAAGACGAACAUGCUCUUGGGAGGAAGAUCGAUGAUAGUUCAAUGGAUUGUGAUUCAACUGGCGACAAUGUUGUGUACUUCCUUAGCAAGGCUGGCAAUGUAGUUGCAAGUAGCAUGCAGAGAAGUCCAACCAAGCAAUAUUCUUCGGUCAUUACUAACAAAGAUGGUCAGGAGAUAGUCUAUUUUCUUAGCUCCUUCGGGACUGUUGUAGCUUGCAAUUUGACUUGCAAGUGUUUCUUCGAGUAUCCUAGGUUGCUGCCGGUUUUCUGCGAGUACUCUAUUGAUAUCGUGGAAUGUAACGGUGAGAUGUUAGUUGUUUUGUUAUCAGAAUUCUUGGAAAGCACAAGUCUUAGAGUGUGGAAAUUUGACGAGGCUAACCGAUGCUGGCAACAGAUUGCAGCAAUGCCUGUUGCAAUGUCUCAUGAGUGGUAUGGAAAGAAGCCGGAUAUCAACUGUGUUGGUGCUGGCUCUCAGAUUUUUAUUUGCUUGAACUCUCCCGAGCUGUGUACUUAUGUUCUGUGUGAUUUGGUGACCAACAAAUGGGUUGAAUUGCCAAAAUGUUGCGUAAAUGGAGAAGUCAUAGAUUUUAUGUCUGCAUUUUCGUUCGAGCCGAGGAUAGAAGCAUCUGUGUGACCGCAAAAUGCCCUGGCCGGAUAUCUUGGUUUUGGUUAUGAAACAUUUUUUAUGUUUUGUUAGCUUGAAUUUUAAUUUGAUUUUUGUUUAUGCAACAUGGCUAGAGAUGGAAGCUAACCAUAAUGAUUGAUUGAUUGAUUAAUGACAGAUUAUAUUGUAAUUUUCUUAACUGAUUGUCAGAUGUAACACUGUUCUGAUUUAGUUGUACUAUUAUCAAUGAAUGAUCUUGUUGAUGAUU
Molecule: messenger RNA, 1731 nt
Organism: Trifolium pratense (red clover)
Lineage: Eukaryota; Viridiplantae; Streptophyta; Magnoliopsida; Fabales; Fabaceae
Product: F-box only protein 13
Exons: 2
Coding region: 273-1493 (406 amino acids)
Molecular function (GO): protein binding
Source: RefSeq, a predicted model, not a curated record